This is a messenger RNA of Pseudovirgaria hyperparasitica, 780 nucleotides long. Its product is annotated as A1pp-domain-containing protein. Bases 1 to 780 code for a protein of 259 amino acids. Lineage: Eukaryota; Fungi; Ascomycota; Dothideomycetes; Acrospermales; Acrospermaceae. The transcript has 2 exons. The record is from RefSeq and is a predicted model, not a curated record.
AUGUCUACUAUACCCGUCUCCGAUAUACCUUGUGUCAGCCUCCUCUAUAAGCUCGAUCGCCUGAAGCCCGCCGAGUCGAGCACGUACACGCCUUCCAGCACAUACAACGACAAGAUCGCGUUGCUAAGAAAUGACAUCACAAAGCUAGAGGUUGAUAGUAUCGUCAAUGCUGCAAACAAUUCUUUGUUAGGCGGUGGUGGUGUCGACGGCGCCAUUCACCGUGCAGCCGGCCCAGAGCUCUACGACGAGUGUGAACUUUUGGAUGGUUGUGUCACAGGUAGUGCCAAGAUCACAAAAGGCUAUAGACUUCCAGCGAAACACGUCAUACAUGCCGUAGGUCCUGUCUACCAAUCCACGAAGAGGCAAGGGAAGCAUACAUCGCUGUUGCAAGGCUGUUACCGUACAAGCCUGGAGCUGGCCGUUGACAACAAACUAAAGAGCAUAGCUUUCUCGGCUCUGAGCACGGGCGUCUAUGGCUAUCCCAGUGACGAGGCUGCUGAAACAGCUAUCGGGGAGGUUAGGAAGUUUCUUGAUAGCGGCAAAGGAGACUCCCUCGAACGUAUCGUUUUCUGUAAUUUCACGGAGAAGGACGAGAAGGCAUACUUCGACAUGAUACCAAAGUUCUUCCCUCCCGAUCAGACAGUGGAAAAGAAGGAUGAGGAGAGUCCUGCCCCGACGAGUGAAGAUUUGGCGGCCCAGCUACCAGAUCCGCCUACCAAGAACCCAUCCGAGGAAGGCCAGCCUGAUGCUAAGAAAUUAAAGUCACUGAAGGAAAGUUAG